Molecule: messenger RNA, 480 nt
Organism: Rotaria sp. Silwood2
Lineage: Eukaryota; Metazoa; Rotifera; Eurotatoria; Philodinida; Philodinidae
Source: the annotation of a GenBank genome assembly
CAAUCAAAAUAGAAUUUUUUGUGUGUUCCAAUGGAAGAUGAAAUAUUAAAAUAGCGUAUAAAUUUUGAUUCCUCUACUGGUUAAUAGGUGUCGCUUUCAAAACUUUUCAACCAACCUGUAUAAAGCCAGAUUGUAACAGAUUUAAUCUGCUUUUCUUCGACAUUAACGUUAUUUCAUAGAAAUUAUGAACCAACUAUUUAUGUUAAUAAAUUUGUUCAAACGAAAGGAUGCCAACAAGUGUUAUGGCUUCAUGAUGAUGAACGACAUAGAACAGAAGUUGGUACAAUGAAUGUGUUUAUGUAGUUGAAAAAUAAAAAAGAACGUACUGAAUUAGUUACGCCACCUUUGAAUGCACUUUUACCUGGUAUUGCUCGUCAAAGUACUCUAGAUCUUGAACGUGCAUACAAAGAUUUAACUAUUUAUGAACGAGAAAUAACAAUGAAUGAACUUUUAGAAGCAUAUCAAGAUAACAGAGUAUGA